Coccidioides posadasii C735 delta SOWgp is the source of this 1375-nucleotide messenger RNA. RefSeq names its product mitochondrial 37S ribosomal protein uS7m. Gene Ontology annotation, molecular function: rRNA binding; structural constituent of ribosome; mRNA binding. The record is from RefSeq and is a predicted model, not a curated record. Gene Ontology annotation, cellular component: ribosome; mitochondrial small ribosomal subunit. NCBI's taxonomy places the organism in Eukaryota, Fungi, Ascomycota, Eurotiomycetes, Onygenales, Onygenaceae. Gene Ontology annotation, biological process: ribosomal small subunit assembly; translation.
GAAAGAACAGGCCUUUCUCACCUGUCGUUACGGAAAUCUGGGCUCUUCUACAACUAUAUCCCAACUUUCUUUUGUUAGAGUUUUGACUUAGACGUCGCCAAUGGGCCAUCGCUAAUAUCUGAAUAGCCCAACGUCGGAAUUUUGAUUCAGCUCGAAUUCGCGAACACCGAAGCCCCAGAUCACAAAGUAAAAAAAAGAAAAGGAAAGAGGAAUGCCGCCUCGAAUUAAAUUGCUGGCGGCAAUUCGCCAUGCUUCGUCCUACCCGAUAUCUGGCUCUGCUCGAGCUCGGAAUGGUGUGAUUGGAGGCUGCGGUGGAACCAAGUGCACGUCUCCGUUUGCCGGUUUAAUAUCUACUACACAGGCAACAUCAUAUCAAAGACGCAUGAAUUCGACGUCGAGUGACAGCGGGAAGGAUGGUGCCGAUGAGGCACGGGGCCCAAACCAGGAUCAGCUACCUCAUGUCAGUGAAGAGGCGGCGCAGACGGCGAAGAUAUUGAACAAGAGAUGCGGUGAUGUUGGGGGACCGGAAUUAGAGCAGGGAACGCCGGUGGAAGAAAUCCUAAAACGUGACAAAGACGCCUUGAAGAAUAUGCCUAAAGUUCUCCGAGACGAAAUUGCGGCCAAAAAUAACAGCGGAUCUCGCUCUUUCUCAACCUACACUCGACAGAGACAACAAGAUAUGCAGAAUUCAGUAGUGGAACCAUCCGCUGCUGCUGUGGCUGAGAUGAUUGCUGCAGCUGGGGAGAUUGCAACGCUUGAAAAGAAAGGAUAUAAAUUUGACCCGCCAUCGACAGACUUGCCUAGAUCCGAAAAUUUAAAACGGCGAUAUGAGCCUCUGGUGGACCAGUUUACAAAGAUGCUUAUGAAGGAUGGGAAAUUGAGUCUUGCCCAGAAGCAUAUGAAUAUGAUCUUAGAUCAUCUCCGGACCUCACCUCCGCCAGCCGUCAAUCCCACCCGCCCUCUCCUCCCAGGCCCACCAACCCCUCAGCUACCUUUAAAUCCUGUCCUUUAUCUCACCCAAGUCAUCGACUCUGUUGCUCCACUCAUUAAAAUCCGCCAAUUAAAAGGUGCUGCUGGUGGUGGUAUGUCGCUGCCCAUUCCUCAGCCACUAUCGCUUCGCCAGAGGCGUCGAACGGCUAUCAAAUGGAUUCUUGAUGCGUCUGAGAAGAGACGGGAUACGCAGUUUGCCAUGAGAGUCGCGAACGAGGUUGUGGCUGCUGCGGAAGGUAGGAGUUCAGUGUGGGAGAAGAGAAGCCAGGUGCAUAAGCAGGGCACUACUGCCAGAGCGAAUCUCCGGUAUGCUCCUGGUGCAAGCAGAAGGAGGUAGUAUGCGGAUCUGGAUGUUGUUCACUCAGUAUCUCAAGCAUGUAUAUUA